Urocitellus parryii (Arctic ground squirrel) is the source of this 2796-nucleotide messenger RNA. It is a transcript of the gene Wdr75, whose product is annotated as WD repeat domain 75. Lineage: Eukaryota; Metazoa; Chordata; Mammalia; Rodentia; Sciuridae. Gene Ontology annotation, cellular component: nucleolus; small-subunit processome. Gene Ontology annotation, biological process: ribosome biogenesis; positive regulation of rRNA processing; positive regulation of transcription by RNA polymerase I. Gene Ontology annotation, molecular function: protein binding; RNA binding. The record is from RefSeq and is a predicted model, not a curated record.
GAGAGUCGGAUGGGUAAAGCUGGAGAGAAGUCUCUAUGUACUAAGUAACUGUGUAGCGAUGGCUCACGUAAAGUCACUGUCUCCGUGUUUUGCUUUUACUUUUUUGCGCAAGUGUCUCUGAUUGACGUUGCCCAAACAAAAGAUGGCUACACAGACGCUGGAUGCUACCACAGAGUCUUGGGCCUAGAGAAGCCCGGGAGUGUGUGCUGUGAGCUGGGAAACACCCGCCCGGUCCAGCUCUGUGAAGGAAGUUCGGGGUGGGGCUAGCUGUCUGCAGUUCCUGCGGCUACGCGAAGAUGGUGGAGGAGGAGAGCAUCCGCGUGGUUCACUGUGGCGGUAGUGAGCUGAACUUUAGAAGAGCGGUGUUCUCUGCGGAUUCUAAGUAUAUCUUCUGUGUCUCUGGGGAUUUUGUUAAAGUCUAUAGCACUGCUACAGAAGAGUGUGUGCACAUACUGCAUGGGCACAGAAAUCUAGUGACUGGAAUCCAGCUUAACCCCAACAAUCCUCUGCAGCUAUAUUCUUGUUCCUUUGAUGGUACAAUUAAACUGUGGGACUAUCUAGAUGGCAUUUUGAUAAAGACUUUCAUUGUUGGACAUAAACUUCAUGCCCUCUUUACUCUUGCCCAUGCUGAAGAUUCUGUCUUUGUUAUAACAAAUAAAGAAAAACCAGAUGUAUUUCAGCUGGUUUCAGUGAAACUGCCAAAAUCAUCAAGCCAGGAAAUAGAAGCCAAGGAGCUGUCUUUUGUUUUGGAUUACAUAAACCAGUCACCAAAGUGCAUUGCCUUUGGAAAUGAGGGAGAAUAUGUCGCUGCAGUACGAGACUUUUAUUUAUCUGUUUAUUUUUUCAAAAAGAAAACAACAUCAAGGUUUACUCUGUCAUCAUCAAGAAAUAAAAAACAUUCUAAGAACAACUUUACAUGUGUAGCCUGCCACCCAAAGGAGGACUGCAUCGCAUCUGGUCACAUGGAUGGCAAAAUUCGCCUUUGGAGAAAUUUUGAUGAUGACAAGAAAUACACGUACACUUGCUUACAUUGGCACCAUGAUAUGGUUAUGGAUUUGGCUUUUUCAGUGACAGGCACCAGCCUGCUGAGCGGUGGACGAGAGUGUGUGCUUGUUGAAUGGCGCGAUGCAGCAGAGAAGAACAAAGAGUUUCUCCCUCGUCUAGGAUCUACUAUAGAACAUAUCUCUGUCUCACCUGCAGGAGAUUUGUUCUGUACUUCUCACUCUGAUAACAAGAUAAUAGUCAUUCACCGAAACCUUGAUGCAUCUGCAGUAAUUCAAGGCCUGGUAAAAGAUAGGAGUAUCUUUACUGGUUUGAUGAUUGACCCAAGAACUAAAGCUUUAGUUUUGAAUGGAAAACCUGGUCACCUGCAGUUUUAUUCUCUCCAGAGUGAUAAGCAAUUAUACAAUUUAGAUAUUAUACAGCAAGAAUAUAUCAAUGAUGAUGGUCUGAUCCAAAUUGAACUAACAAAGGCUGCAUUUGGCUGCUAUGGUAACUGGCUUGCAACAGUGGAACAACGGCAAGAAAAGGAAACUGAGCUUGAAUUGCAAAUGAAACUGUGGAUGUAUAAUAAAAAAACACAAGGGUUUGUUCUUAACACAAAGAUUAGCAUGCCACAUGAUGACCACAUCACGGCUCUCUGCUUCUGUAAUGCAGAAAAAUCUGAAAUCCCCACCUUGGUUACAGCUAGCAAAGAUGGUUACUUCAAAGUGUGGAUAUUAACAGAUGAUUCUGAUAUAUACAAGAAAGCUGUUGGCUGGACCUGUGACUUUGUUGGUAGCUAUCACAAGUAUCAAGCAACCAACUGUUGUUUUUCCGAAGAUGGCUCUUUACUAGCAGUUAGUUUUGAGGAAAUAGUUACCAUAUGGGACUCAGAAACAUGGGAACUUAAAUGUACGUUUUGCCAACGAGCUGGGAAGAUAAGGCACCUUUGCUUUGGAAAAUUCACAUGUUCAAAGUAUCUUCUUGGUGGGACUGAAGAUGGCAUUCUUUGCUGUUGGAAUCUGCUCAGUUGUACAUUGGAAUGGAGUACAAAAUUAAAUAUUAGAGUUAUGGAACCUGAUCCUUAUUCAGAGAAUUUUGCUGCAGUCUCUCAAUCUUCAGAGGGUUCAGACUUGUUUGUAUUUAAACCUAGUGAGCCAAGGCCAUUGUAUAUUCAAAAAAAUAUCUCCAGAGAGGAAGUCCAGUGGGGAGUGUUUGUUCCAAGAGAUGUCCCUGAGUUGUUCAGCUCAGAAGCUCACCAAUGGCUGAACAGAUCCCAGUUUUACUUUCUAACAAAGUCACAGAGCUUAUUGACAUUCAGUACAAAGUCUCCAGAAGAAAAACUCACACCAACAAGCAAACAGCUAUUAACAGAAGAAAGUCUUCCUACAACCCCAUUUUAUUUCAUAUUGGGAAAGCACAGGCAACAACAGGAUGAAAAAUUAAAUGAAACACUGGAGAAUGAAUUGGUACAACUUCCCUUAACCGAGAACAUACCUGCAGUUAAUGAGCUUCUUCACACUCCAGCUCAUGUACUGCCAUCUGCUUCUUUCCUGUGUUCCAUGUUUAUAAAUUCAUUAUUAUUAUCUAAAGAGACCAAAAGUGCUGAAGAAAUUCCUGAUGAUGUCGAUAUGGAAGAAGAAAAAGAAAGUGAUGAUUCAGAUGAAGAAAAUGAUUUUACAGAAAAGGCCCAGGUUACAAAUGACCCAGGUUUGGAAGAAGACAUUAUACAUCAGUUGUCAAAAUCUGAAGAGAAAGAACUGAGGAAAUUAAGGAAAGUGGACUACAGCUGGAUAGCUGCUCUUUAGGCCUGGG